AAAUAAAAAUAUUUCAAAUUUUUGCAAUGCUGUUUCCUUCAUCGGCGAAAAUUGCGAAAGUUAGUUUGUUAAGUUGUAGCAAUUUAAAUCUUCGAUUUACAAGAAUGGCAUCGAAUCAAAAGUGGAGUGUUGAGAAAAGCCGUAUUCUUGGCUUACCGACAGAAGAAAAAAGAAAACUCUACAAGUCUGACUUUAUCACGCUCGACAAAGUUGAAACUUGGUCACAAUAUUUUGAUUUAAACAAGGGCAUUGCGGACAAAAAACCGACGGAUGAUGAUCUUAACGAGUUCAGAAAGAUAACCUUAGAUUCGGGAAAAAACAAGGAGCUGAGUCAGAAAGUGUCUAUAUUCAAAGGAGACAUUACAAAGCUAGAAGUUGAUGCUAUAAUAAAUGCUGCGAAUUCUCGUCUGAAAGCCGGAGGUGGUGUUGAUGGAGCAAUACAUAGGGCUGCUGGGCCAUUGCUACAGGAUGAAUGCAACUCCAUUGGUGGUUGUCCUACAGGGGAAGCAAGGAUUACUGGAGCAUACAAUUUGCCAGCAAAAUAUGUCAUCCACACAGUGGGACCUCAAAAUGGCUCUGCGCCAAACCUGAAAUCCUGCUAUGAGAACAGUUUGACUCUCCAGAAGGAAAACAAGCUGAAAUCUAUCGCUUUCCCUUGCAUUUCUACCGGAAUUUAUGGUUUUCCUAAUCGCCUAGCAGCACACAUUGCAUUGCAAUCAGCCAGGAAAUAUUUGGAAAGUAAUGAUUUAGACAGAAUCAUCUUCUGUACUUUCAUGCCUGUCGAUGUUGAUAUCUAUGAAACGUUAAUGCAAAUAUACUUUCCUACUAACUAAUGUAUGAGUAAAAUAUAAGACAGACUCUGGUUGUAAGUUUUGUUUAAAGUUUUUUAAUAAUAUACCUUGGUUUGAUAA
Aricia agestis (brown argus) is the source of this 911-nucleotide messenger RNA. RefSeq names its product macro domain-containing protein RSc0334-like. The record is from RefSeq and is a predicted model, not a curated record. The coding region runs from base 27 to 833 and encodes 268 amino acids. Lineage: Eukaryota; Metazoa; Arthropoda; Insecta; Lepidoptera; Lycaenidae. The transcript is spliced from 4 exons.